Messenger RNA from Equus quagga, 4065 nucleotides. RefSeq names its product chromosome 3 C4orf33 homolog (gene C3H4orf33). Bases 383 to 982 code for a protein of 199 amino acids. NCBI's taxonomy places the organism in Eukaryota, Metazoa, Chordata, Mammalia, Perissodactyla, Equidae. The record is from RefSeq and is a predicted model, not a curated record. The transcript has 8 exons.
GGGCAAGCUGACCGGCCUGUGUUUUUAGGUUGUGGGGCCCAGCGUCUUUUCUGUUUUUUUAAAGAAAACUUCAAAAAUGUAAACCUAGUGGCCGUGAAGUUAACACAAAAACUUGGAAGGAAAAGUUGAGUGUGCAAGCUCCAACUACUUUUCCAAGAAAACCGCUCAAACUUCAGAGGAAUGAUUAAAAGUCUUCAGAUGCUCAUCGGUGGUCCUUCAAAAUUUCUCUUUCCCAGAAAUAUCAGGCGUCUCUGCUGCAGUCUAAGUCCCUCCCCGAGAAUGUGUGGGCAGCUGGGCGGAGCCUAAGGCUGAGCCCUCUCGGUGACCUCAGCGGAAAGGAGCCAGCGAGCGUUGGACUGAGCAGAUAUUCUCGCGUCUUCAGAUGGAUUUUAAAAUUGAACACACUUGGGAUGGUUUUCCAGUGAAGCAUGAGCCAGUGUUUGUCAGACUAAAUCCAGGUGACAGAGGAGUGACGAUGGAAGUUAGUGCUCCAUUUUUCAAUGAUCCUCCAGCUCCACUUGGAGAACCAGGAAAGCCUUUCAAUGAACUGUGGAAUUAUGAAGUUGUGGAAGCAUUUUUCUUGAAUGACCUAACCAAACAGUAUUUAGAAGUUGAACUUUGUCCCCAUGGACAGCAUUUGGUGCUUUUACUCUCUGGAAGAAGAAAUGUGUGGAAACAAGAACUUUCUCUGUCAUUCAAAGUAUCCAGAGGAGAGACAAAAUGGGAAGGCAGAGCUUAUCUUCCUUGGACCUAUUUUCCACCAAAUGUGACAAAAUUCAAUUCAUUUGCAAUUCAUGGAUCUAGUGAUAAAAGAAGCUAUGAGGCUCUUUACCCUGUACCUCAGCAUGAGCUGCAACAAGGACAAAAACCUGAUUUCCAUCGUUUGGAAUACUUCAAGCCUUUCAAUUUUAACACACUGCUUGGAGAAGAAUGGAAACAACCCGAAUCAGACCUGUGGCUAAGAGAGAAACCUGAUAUAUAGGAGUGUAGUAGAUGACUAUAUCAAACAUUUCUUCUCUAUAUCUUUUAAGGUAAACCAAUGAUAAGUAUAGUCUUUUUCAAGAUACCAUGAACACAUUUCAACAACAAAUAGUUUCAUAGAGGUCAGUAAAAAUAUAGUACCUCUGUGGCAAAUUGUAUAUAACAAGAAAAUGUAAAGUUUGUAGAUGAUUUUAUCUACAAAGUUAAAAUGUUUCUCAGAUUCACUUAGUCUAGGAGCCCUCAUGGCAAUGAAUUCUGCUGUAUGCCCUGCAUUACCAUCACCCCAAAUAUCCCUGACUCUGUCAACCAAAAUCAUUAUUUCUCUUUCCACAUACCUAAACUUCAGCCAGCCUGAGACUGGAACAUCUUAUUUGUGCAUUUUUGAACUCCAUGUAAUAUACGAUAAUUCCUUUCUUGGAAUCUUCUGUCCAUUCUUAAAAUGUGUAGAAAACAAUGACCUAUUUCAGUUGAACAGGACAUCUACUUCUGUUAAGGAAUUAUUAGGAUACAUGUGUUAUUUAACCAGCAGUUUUUUCAGUCUUACAACUAUUUUUACUCUGUAGAAGGAAAUGGAAUGAAAUAGUCUUGAAUUUGAGCAACAGGUUCUGCUUUUAUUUAUAAAUAAAUGACAUUUUCUUAAUGCUGUUAAACAAGAUAUAAAAAUAUUUUUAUUUUAUUUUGUAAACAUCAAAUAUUCCUGGUCUAGAAUUUUCAAAUUCUCUGUUAUAAUAUAGUUCAGAGCUUGAAGCCAUCUAGUAGAUAGAUCAUCUCUGAAUGCCUCCACAAACCUGCUCCUUCACCAGCAUUCUUAACUCAGAGAUUAGCAUUCUUGUGGAAGAAGAACCUUUAUUACUCAUACAGAUACCUAGUUGCCUACCCAACAAUAUACUUUCUCCUCUACUUUAUUAAAAAAACUUGAAUUUUUGGGAGCUAUGCUCAAAAAGUACAUUUUCCCAGACUCCUUUGCAGAUAGAAAUGUCACUAUAAAACAGUUCAAGUCAAUGAGAUGUAAGCAUACAGUGUUAGGUGGGGCUUUGAAAAAAGAUGCUUUAAAGAUGAAAGACUCAGCUGGCAUACACCUUUGGUCCUUUGCCCUCCCCCUUCCUUUUCCCUGAAUUGCAGAAUUGAUACCUGAGGUAACAUACUAGCUACGCUGUGUUAAUGAAGAGACAACUGAGGGAUAGCAGAGCAGCAAGACAAAGGAGCCUGGGUUCCAAACAGCAUGCUAGAGUAAUACUGUAUCAUACCUGGACUGCCUCCCUCUACACUUCUUUAUACAGAGAAAAUGAGCUGCCUAAUUUGUUUCCCCAGAUUCAUCUGUAGAUUCAAUGCAAUCCCAGUUAAAAAUCUCAACAGGCUUUUUUGAGUAGAAACUGACAAGCUGAUUCAAAUUUUAUAUGGAAAUGCAAAGGAUCUCAAAUAGCCAAAACAAUUUUGAAAAAUUGCAAAGUUGAAGGACUUUUACUACCUCACUUCAAGGCUUAUUAAGCUUCAGUAAUGAAGACAAUGUGACCUUGGCAUAGAUUUGUACAAAUAUAUCAAUAGAAUAAAAUAGAGAAAUCAGAAAGAAAACUGUAUUACAGUCAAUUGAUUUUUGACAAAGGUGCUAAUGCAUUUAAAAAUGGAAAGGACUGUCUUUUCAGCAAGUGGAGUUGGAAUAACUGGAAAAACAUGAAAAGAAAAAUGAGCCUUGACGCCUACCUCACAACCUAUAGAAAAAUUAACCUAAAUGUGACUGGUGAAAUGAAAAAAGUUCUAGGAGAAAAUCUUCACAAUCUGAGGUAGACAAAGAUUUUUUUCUUCCUGGAGAAGGUUUGCCCUGAGCUAACAUCUGUGCUAAUCUUCCUCUACUUUAUAUGUGGGUUGCCGCCACAGCAUGGCUGAUGAGCGCUGUAAGUCCUCACCUGGGAUCAGCCAAAGGGAACAUGCCAAACUUAAGCACUAUGCCACAGGGCUGACCCCAAGAGUUUUUUUAAAUAGAGCAUAAAAGCAUUAACUAAAAAAGAAAAAAGGUGAGAAAUUGGAUUUCAUCAAAAAUAAAAAUUUCUUUUCAUCCAAAUCUGCCAUUAAGAAAGUGAAGAGGCAAUCCAAAGAUUGGGAUAAAAGAUUGAAAAUACAAGUAUCUGACAAGGGACUCUUACCCAGAAUAUUUAAAGAACUCCUACAAAUCGCUAAGAAAAGGACAAGCCAAGUAAGGAGCAAAAGACUUGAACAGACGCUUCACAGAGGAAAAUACAUGAAAGGCCAAUAAGUAUAUAGAAAGGCUUUCACCCUCACUUAUCACCAAGGAAAUGUAAAUUAGAACCACAACAAGAUACCACUAAAUGACUGAAAUUACAAAUUACACACAAUGGCUAUGUGGCUAAAAUUGAAGAAGACUGACAAUGUCAAGCAUUAAUGAGAUUGUGGAGUAAGUGGAAUGUUUAUACUCCGAGAGUAGGAAUGUAAAAUAGUACAACUGCUUUGGAAAACUGAAAAUUUCUGAUAAAGUUAAAUACACACCUACCCUGUGAUUCAACAGUUUCCUACUUAGGUAUCUACUCAAGAGAAAUGAAUGUUCCAAGCAGCUUUAUACGUAACAACAAAAAACUGUAAACAAUCAAAUUUCCAUCCAUGGGAGAAUGGAUAGAGAAUCUGUGAUAUAGUCAGACAAUGGAAGACUACUCACAAAAAAGAAUGGACUACUGAUACAUGCAACAACCUAGACAAAUUUUAAAAGCAUUACGUUGAGCAAAAUAAACCAGAUACAGCAUGAUGUAUAAUUAUUUUUAUGUGAGGCCAGUUUAGGCAAAACUAGGCUAUAGUGAGAUCUCAGAACAGUGAUUGCUCUGGGUGAGGGGAGGGGAUUCAAUUUACCUGGAAAAGGGGCAUGAGGGAGUUUUCUGGGGUGGGUUGAAAUGUUUUGUAUCUUGAUCUGGCUGAUGGUUAUGUAGCUGCAUACAUUUUUCAACAUUCCCCAAGCUGUAUAUUUAAGAUUUGUGAUUUUAUUAUAUGUAAAUUAUACCUUAAUAAAAUACUGUUAUAAGCUGAAAAUUAAAUGGAGUUAACGUCAAGUUUAUAUUGUUCCAUUGAACAAUCACUAAU